UCUCCUGGAAGCGCUAGAGAGUUUCAUGUUGUGAAGUCAUGUUGAGUGAUACCGAACCGUGUUGUGUUUCAAUUGCUGUGGGCGUAGGCUUGAAAAAGAAAAAGAAGACGGGAAGAAAAGUUACUCAAUGAACUGAGAAUCAUUGAACCUAAUGAUUUUCGCAACUUUUUACGGAUGGACGGAGAAUUAUUCGAUGAACUCCUUGCUGUGGUCACUCCUCAAAUCGAAAAAAUGGACACUACCAUGCGCGAUGCUAUUCCUCCAAGUCAACGUUUCUCCAUAACCCUACGGUAUCUCGCGACCAAAAAUAGCUUUGAAGACCUCAAGUGUUUAACUGCUGUUUCACCUCAGUCAAUAGGGCACAUCGUUAUGGAAACCUGCAUUGCUCUGAUCAACAGCCUCGAGGAAUACAUCAAGGUACCAACUAGCGAAGAAGAAUGGAAACAAAUUGCGCAAGAUUUCUACGAUCAAUGGAAUUUCCCAAAUUCUCUGGGUGCAGUCGAUGGGAAACAUGUCGCAAUAAAAAAACCCCACAAUUCUGGAUCACUUUUUUUGAACUAUAAAAAAUUCUUCAGCAUUGUGAUGAUGGCAGUCGCUAAUGCGAAUUAUGAGUUUAUCAUGGUUGAUGUAGGAAUAAACGGGCGAAUAUCGGAUGGCGGUGUAAUUCGUUACACCAAGUUCGGGCAAGCGCUUGCAGAUAAGACACUGGGAAUUCCGGAACCUGCACAACUGCCGAAUAGUCAGAAAAUAUUGCCAUUCGUUUUUGUGGGAGAUGAUGCCUUCGCAAUGACAGAAAAUUUAAUCAAAACCCUACCCUCAAGCAGGAUUAAAUGUGGAGAGAAGAGUUCGCAAUUACCGAUUGAGUCGUGCACGUCGUGUAAUCGAAAAUGUCUUCGGGAUUUUGGUCAGCAGGUUUAGAGUACUACAGCACCCAAUAGCGCUGUCUCCAGAAAAGACUCGCAUAAUUGUCUUGGCAUGUUGUUAUUUACACAACUUUUUGCGAAAACGCCAACCACGAGCUUACAUAACCAGAAAUCUCGUAGAUAGUGAGGAUUUGCAGGCCGUUGUUGUCGAGAGCGGAUCAUGGAGGGAUGUUGUAAAUGAGACAACACCACUUCAGCCAAACAGUUCCUUGAGGAACGCAACAACUAGUGCUAAAAUGGUCAGAAAUGCCUAUUCUGAUUUCUUCAACAAUGAAGGCCAGGUUUCAUGGCAAUGGAAAAUUGUAGGUGUACCAGCCUCGACCAACAAUUGAAAAUGGCAUACCUAUCCCGAAAAAUGUGAAACUGUGAAGCGAAAAAGUUGAUUUGAUUUAGCAAAAUAUGUAAUAAUAAGUUGUUAAUUUGAUUUCAUUCAUAAUAAUGAUUUCAUGUAUAUGAGACGCGUAGUGAAAA
Messenger RNA from Dufourea novaeangliae, 1394 nucleotides. RefSeq names its product putative nuclease HARBI1. Bases 175 to 918 code for a protein of 247 amino acids. The record is from RefSeq and is a predicted model, not a curated record. The transcript is spliced from 2 exons. NCBI's taxonomy places the organism in Eukaryota, Metazoa, Arthropoda, Insecta, Hymenoptera, Halictidae.